AUGAGGACUAAAGAAGAGAGAGGUCUAUAUAAAGAAGAUGUCUAUCACAACUUACUCUUCCCCUCCUCCCUCUUUUGCCACCCAUUGAAACAAAAAAUGGAUAAUCACACAGCUAAAGACAUUGGUAUGAAGAGAAGUGCUUCUGAGUUGGGUCUACCAGAGUAUCUCACUAAGUUCUUGUCGUCUUCUUCUUCUGCUUUAUCCAGACAAGAAUCUAUUCUUGACACAAGCCCUCUAGACCCUUCUUUUGAUCUCAUGAACUGGGAUUACACUUGUGAGUUAAGAGAUGGUCUUUUGUUAUCUGAUAGCUUGAUUCCGGCUGGAGUUUUUCUUGAUGCACAGUCCUCGAUCUGCGAAAAUCUGUCAGCUGAUAGUCCAGUGUCAGCCAAUAAACCUGAGGCUAGAGGAGGAGCUCGGAGAACCGCAAGUGGGUUUUCUCAUGAUCACUCUGAUGAAGAAGAUGCAGAGACCGAAGCUGGACAAUCUGAAAUGACUAAUGACCCCAAUGAUCUAAAACGUAUUAGAAGGAUGUAUUCAAACAGGGAAUCAGCAAGGCGGUCUAGGAGAAGGAAGCAAGAACACUUGGCUGAUCUUGAAUCGCAGGUUGAUGCUAUGAAAGGAGAGAACUCAACACUGUACAAGCAGCUCAUAGAGGCAACACAGCAGUAUCGUAGUGCUGGAACGAAUAACAGGGUUCUCAAAUUAGGUGUUGAAACUCUGAGAGUCAAGGUGAAGCUAGCUGAAGAUUUGGUAGCAACAGGGUCCCUCAAUAGCAGCUUGAAUCAACUUCUGCAAACUCAUCUAAGUCCACUACCACAGUCCAUCAACAGUCUGCACUACACAGGAAAUACCUCACCCGCCAUGAGAGUCCACAGUGACCAGUCUAUGUUCCCUGGAAUCACACUUUCUGGACAGAACUCAAGCCCUGGACUUGGUAAUGUAUCCAGCGAAGCUGUUAGCUGCGUCUCAGAUAUCUGGCCAUGA
Messenger RNA from Thlaspi arvense, 984 nucleotides. The record is from the annotation of a GenBank genome assembly. Lineage: Eukaryota; Viridiplantae; Streptophyta; Magnoliopsida; Brassicales; Brassicaceae.